GGCGCGAGAGCUCGGGAGCCACAAGAGAAGGCGCGAGGGCGCGAGGGCGAGGGACCGCCGGACCCGGCAGCACCCAUGGCGCCCGCCGCCGUCUGGGCCGCGCUAGCGGUCGGACUGCAGCUCUGGGCCGCGGGGAACGCCGAGCCCUCCGAGCCUAGGAAUCCAUGCCAGGAGAGAGAAUACUUAGACCAGACGACGAAGAGGUGCUGCAGCAUGUGCCCACCAGGUCAUUCUGUCAGGAAAUUGUGCACCAAGACCUCAGACACCAUAUGCGUCCCCUGUGAGGACAGCACAUACACCCAGUUCUGGAACUGGAUCCCCGGGUGCUUCAGCUGUGACCCGCCAUGCAGCCCUGGCCAGGUAGAGAUUCAGGCCUGCACUCUGGAGCAGAACCGGAUCUGCACCUGCAAGCCGGGCUGGUACUGUGUGCUGAAGAGGCAGGUCGGGUGCCGGCAGUGCGUGCCACUGAGCAAGUGCCUCCCCGGCCACGGUGUGACCACACAAGCAACGGCAACAUCAGACGUGAAGUGCAGUGCCUGUCCCCCAGGGACUUUCUCCGACACGACUUCAUCCACAGAUACUUGCAGGCCCCACCGGAUCUGUAGCUUGGUGGCCACCCCUGGCAAUGCAAGCACAGAUGCAGUCUGUGCAUCUGUGUUCCCCACCCAGAAGAAGGUCCCAGGUCCAGUCACCACAUCCCAGCCUGUGUCCACGAGAUUCCAACACAAAGAACCAACCCCAGGGCCCAGCACAACUCCCAGCACCUCACUGAGCCCAAAUCCCAAAGAGCUCAGGACAGGCAGCAUCUCUCUUCCAAUCGGGCUCAUUGUGGGUGUGGCCUCCAGUCUGCUAAUAAUAAUAGUGCUGGUGAACUGUGUCAUCCUGGCCCAGAAGAAAAAGAGGCCCUCCUGCCUGCAGGGAGAAGCCAAGGUGCCUCACCUGCAAGCUGAGAAGGCCCAGAAUGUGCUGGGCACCGAGCAGCAGCACCUGCUGACCACGGCACCCAGCUCCAGCAGCAGCUCCCUGGAGAGCUCGGCCAGCGCCUCGGACAGGAGCACGCCCACUAGGAACCAGCCACAGGCGCCAGGCAUGGCGAAGGCCAGUGGGUCUGGGGAGGCUCGGGCCAGCUCCGGGAGCUCAGAGUCUUCUCCUGGUGGACAUGGGACCCAGGUCAACGUCACCUGCAUCGUGAACGUCUGCAGCAGCUCUGACCAUGGCUCACAGUGCUCCUCCCAGGCCAGUUGCACAAUGGGGGACAUGGACACCAGGCCCUCGGGCUCCCCAAAGGAGGAGCAGGUCCCUUUCUCCAAGGAGGAGCACCCCUUUCAGUCUCAGCCAGGGACUCCAGAGACUCUGCUGCAGAGCGCUGAGGAGAAGCCCCUGCCCCUCGGUGUGCCUGAUGCUGGCAUGAAGCCCAGUCACCAGGCUGGUGUGUGCUAUGUCCCAGCCAGAGCAGGGCCUGAGCCCUGGCUGAGUAACCCUGCCCUGGAGAGGAGCCCCUGGUCCUCCUAGGCCCCUACUCCAGGACUCUUUCUGGGCCCAGUUUCUUUAGUGGUCUCCACAGCCCCAGCUUCCCUCUCAUCUGCAGGCCGAGGGACAAAGGAAACUUUUAAUGUCAUGGUCUGUGUCCCUCUCAGAGGGCUGGCUUGGCAUGGACAUGCAGGGUGGCAUGAGGCAGGUCCCUGCCUCUCUUUGACCUGCCCCCCUAGCUGGACUUGUGAGCUUGGGCUGGAGCUGGACAGACGGAGGGCUUUUGGGCCUGCCUUGGACCCUGCUCUGACUUCAGGAGGCCUCAGCAUCCUCCCCUCCAGAGAGGCUUGCUGGGGAGGAGGGACACCAUGUGAGUCGUUCCUGGAGGAAGGACCUGCCCGAAUGCGGAGACUGCAGGAUGGUCCUAGUGGGAUUGGGGGCAGGGAAGACAUUGUUGAAAUGUCUCUGUGCAGAGAGGAGGUGGCAACUCUGCAGGGAAUGAGGAUCCCUCAAGAUGGCCCAGGACUCCUGGGAAGCACCACCUCUAGACCCUACUCUGCGAGCCUGUGUUCUUAUACCAUGGUGUGAAAAUCAGAUGUCUGGGGGACCCAGGCUGGCAGCUUUAUCUGGUGUUGUGGCAGACCUCUAGCUAGAACUCCCGAUUUAAACAUUUGACAAUUAAAAAUGAGUGCGUACCAUGCAGGCAAACAAGCCAGCCCUGAGACCCACGCACUCACAGCCCCUUGCUUGCUGUCUGCGUCCUCUGCUUUGACCUUCACUCCAGUGUACCCGAGCCUCCAGCUCCUGCCUCAGCUGUCUAGUGUGGCACUCCAAGGCCAGACCGUCUCCUAUCAGGGAAUUUCAGAAAUUGGAGAUGACCGAGGCCCUGCAGCCAUCUCUUUCCUCCUACCUCAACCUGGACCUUCCUCCUGCCUCUGGAGGGGUAUGUUCCUAUUCCCAGGGGAGCUGCGGAGCCACCUCAGUACUGUGCCUGCUGUAAUCCUGAGUGGGUGUCUAUGUCAUGUGUUGUGUUGUCAGGCUGAAUCACCACCCUUGACGCAGCCGAAGUCAACAGUUUUGCCCAGGGAUUCUGACCCAGUGGGGUCAACCCAUUCUCCCCAAACACACACCCAGGGUCCUGCAGAGGGCAAACAAGUAUGGCCUUGACCUGAUUCUAGGAGAGGGUCUUGAGAGGCCAGUUCGGUCUCAGGUACUUGAAUCCCAUGCUGGUAAAUUUCAUGGACUUGAAGUUGGCAGCUGAACUACUGAAGAAGAGUCAGUGAGCCCAGCCACCAGCACAGAGGUGAAAGGC
Messenger RNA from Tupaia belangeri chinensis (Chinese tree shrew), 2782 nucleotides. RefSeq names its product TNF receptor superfamily member 1B (gene TNFRSF1B). Gene Ontology annotation, biological process: negative regulation of neuroinflammatory response; regulation of T cell proliferation; intrinsic apoptotic signaling pathway in response to DNA damage. Bases 76 to 1512 code for a protein of 478 amino acids. The record is from RefSeq and is a predicted model, not a curated record. Gene Ontology annotation, molecular function: tumor necrosis factor binding; tumor necrosis factor receptor activity. NCBI's taxonomy places the organism in Eukaryota, Metazoa, Chordata, Mammalia, Scandentia, Tupaiidae. Gene Ontology annotation, cellular component: membrane. The transcript has 10 exons.